Molecule: messenger RNA, 1323 nt
Organism: Didymodactylos carnosus
Lineage: Eukaryota; Metazoa; Rotifera; Eurotatoria; Philodinida; Philodinidae
Source: the annotation of a GenBank genome assembly
AUGCAAGUAGAAAUAGAAACUGGUGUCAAUUAUUUUGUUGGCUUAUUAAUUGAAUACGGUGAAGGUUUAACACAGCAAAAUUUAGAACAAUUUAAAAAUUCUCUUAUCAAUAUUCUCUCAUCACGAUAUAUUAAUCAUUGGUAUCCACAAUAUCCACAUCGUGGUGAAGCUUAUCGUUGUUUGACUGUGAAUACAAAUCUUGAUCCAACAUUAUUUCGUGCUUGUCAAGAGGCUAAUAUUGAGCCAGAGCUAUUGAAAUGUUGUUUACCAAAAAAACUCUUUCUUUGGAUUGAUCCUGGCCAUGUAUCGUGUCGUGUAGGCAAUGAACGAUGUCCAAUUCGUGAUUUAUAUCGAUGUUAUACAAAAGAGUAUCAACAACAGUUACAUCAUGAAGAAAAACGAUAUAAUUACUAUCAGCAUCCAUCAUCCAAUUCAUCGUUGUCAUUAUCAAUAAAUAAUAACAAUAAAGAAAACAAAGAAAAUCAUUAUAAAAUCUUGACUUUAUCUUCGAAUAAAAAAUCGUACGCUGCUGCUGUAGAAGGAAUAGAAAAUUCAAAUGUACCAUCAGUAUUAUCUAUUACAACUAGAAAUUCAAAUAACAACAACAAUCCAAUCAUAAUUCAAUCUGAAUCCAAUUAUCCUGUUACAUCAUCGAUUAGAUUAACAGCAGAAAACAAUUUUCAUAGUUAUUCAUCAAUGAAAAAUAAUCAUCUCAAGUAUAAAACAUCGACACGUCUAAAUUUACCGAUACCAAUAACCAUGUCAUCGGUAGGAAAUAUUAAUUUUUAUCGACAACAGCAACAUCAACAUCAACAAACUCACAUUCAGCAAAGUUUUGCCAUUAAGCAACCUAUAAGAACUAUUCAACAAUCAUACCAUCAAGAUCAGUUUCUAGUCGAUCAUGAGAAUAAUUACUGUAUGCAGGAUGACAAUUUGAACAAGCUGUUCAUGAAAAAUAUUUCUUAUAUUCUCCCUAAUCCACAAUACCAGCCACAUCAUCAGCUUUCAACAUACAUGUUUCAUCCACAUCCAUCUACAAUGCAUUUGACUCGCACUUCUCUUCAUCAACAAGUGUCGAACAACACAGGUUGUUAUUCUACAAUUCCCACCAACACUCAAUUUAUGCGUAAUAUUCAUCCAUAUUACCCAAAUACAUCAUUAACAAAUAAAUCACCGUCGACAAUUACAUGGAGUGAUCAUACACGAUCAUUUCUUAGCUCAACAGCACAUACUUCACCAUCUUUUCCAUCAUAUCCAAUAUCCUUUCAACAACAACAACAACAGCAACGACAAAUAUAUUGCAGACAUCAAACUGCUUGGUAA